Molecule: messenger RNA, 1265 nt
Organism: Carassius carassius (crucian carp)
Lineage: Eukaryota; Metazoa; Chordata; Actinopteri; Cypriniformes; Cyprinidae
Product: dual specificity protein phosphatase 26-like
Exons: 3
Coding region: 505-1098 (197 amino acids)
Biological process (GO): negative regulation of MAPK cascade; protein dephosphorylation
Cellular component (GO): cytoplasm
Molecular function (GO): protein tyrosine/serine/threonine phosphatase activity; MAP kinase phosphatase activity
Source: RefSeq, a predicted model, not a curated record
UAUUUAUUUUGAGGAGUACUGAAUCUGUUUUGUGCAGGUGAGAGGAGUAAAUGUAUGUUGACAUUUAGUCUAGAACUACAGUAACAUGUUCACACAGCUCACACAACGCCUCUGCACUUAGUCCCAAAUUCUCUCAACAUGGCAACACAAACUGUAAGACAGUACAUGGAAAACAAAGUAACUGGAGUUACUUAUUUGAAAAAGUAACUCAGAUAUUUUCUAAAUUGAAUAGUAAUGCUUUACUUUAAUAGUUAACCUACUUAAAAAAGUAAUCUGUUCACCUAACCUGCAUUACUUGCAAUGCAUUACCCAAAACUCGUGAAUAGAAUUGUAUCGGUUGUAGCUGUUUUUGGAUAGUAUAAGAAUGUUUAAUUUUUAACCUGAAGAAUCUGGCAACAUUUAACAUUUUUGGGUUAACUGUCCCUUUAUUUUUUUUUUAACUGUUACUUUUAUUUUGUAUAUAUUUUCAGUGUUAUUUUAUAGCUCCAGUGAAGGUCAGUCCAGAUGGCUUUCAUGUCCAGACUGUCCCGGUCACGGAGUAAUUCCAGAUCUCCCAGCAGAAAGGAUUCAGAGAAAGGCUUUCCUGUAUUAACUGUUGCUGAACUUGAGCGUCUGCUGUACACUGGGAAAACCGCCUGUAAUCAUGCAGAUGAAGUGUGGCCGAGGCUUUACAUAGGUGACCAAGAAAUUGCCUCCAACCGCAAAGAACUCGUCAAACUCGGGAUCACGCACAUCCUCAACUGUGCUCAGAGCAAAUGGAGAGGCGGUGCAGAGUAUUAUGCUGGCAUGAAAAUCACAUAUCACGGCAUUGAAGCUCACGACUCGCCCUCUUUUGACAUGAGUGUCAACUUCUACCCAGCAGCCGAGUUCAUUCACAGAGCCCUUAGUACCGGAGGAACGGUUCUUGUGCAUUGUGCCGUUGGGCUGAGCAGAUCUGCUACAUUGGUUCUCGCCUACCUCAUGAUUCGCCAGAACAUGACUUUAGUAGAGGCCAUAAAGACUGUGAAGGACCACCGUGGCGUCACGCCAAACCGCGGUUUCCUACGGCAGCUCAGCGGUCUGGACAGCAUACUGCGCACCAGCCGCAAUGCAACAUAAAGCAUGUGUACUGCAGUAAAUGAGAGCAGUGUCUUUACAUACAGUGAGUUUAUUCCAGCUGUCCUCUUGUGGUCAGUAGAAAUGCCUUAUUACAUCAGGACCUCUAGAAAUGUGUGUAAUGCCUUAUUCAGUGUUAAAUAUCAUGUGACCACCCACUGAAAUGUUGC